AUGAAUCUAUAAGAUUAUGUCCUAAAAUUGUAUCUGACAAUCCUUCCGUUUUCCAAAUUGCCAAAAUCAAAUACUGAUUUGGCUAAAUUCAAAUUCAAAACCAACUGGCCGAAAUUCUAGCAAGAUAGGGGGAAGUGGAACAAUCAAUUAAUACAAAGUCAUCCCAAGAAAAUCCACCCCUAUUGAUUUUGUUUCCCCAUAAUCCUUACACGACCCCUAUUACUUCCUUACCUAAAUCUGCUUUUCCAUACUUAUCACCCUACUCCAACAUGGUUAAAACCAGGGGUGGAGCAUCUUCCUCUACACCACGACGCUCGAGUCGGAGGAGAACCCCUCUCGCUCCAAAACCGAUCCUUGUUAACCCCGAAUCUUCUCCUUCCUCCAACAUGCAAGAAAACUCUGGAAAUCAAGCGACCAUGGAAGACUCGGCGGCCUCUCAACACUCGUCAUCCCAGGAAGAAGACAAGAUCUGUGAAAAAUCACCUUCGCCUCCCACUCCGUCAACAUUGGCGAAAAAGGAAACGACAACCACUCUCGCGAGACGGGAAAUACCUUCCCCAGAAGAUCACCCGGAAGAAAGCAAUUGAGAUGGGACUAAUCCCUGUAGCAGAAUCAAGCAAGAAAUACCCUAAACUGGGUAAAGUAGCUGAAGCGGACUCGGUCAAACUCAAAGACAAAUUUCUCAACCGGAGUCGCGUGAAGAUUCUCACCCUUUCCUUUGAUGAACUCAUGAGUAAGACCUCUGACUUUGCCGAGUUUAUCGUAUUUCAACAUUGGGAAAACUUGUAUGAUUCAAAAAAUUGCCCUGCUGUUUAUCCCAAAUUGGUGGCUGAAUUCUUAGCAAAUUUGAUAAUCAAAGAGAAUGUUAUAUCUUCCCGGGUCCAGAAUACCAAAAUUCUACUUGACACUGAAGAUUUAGGUGUGAUUCUUGGUGUUCCCAGUAGUGGUGAGUGUGCGUAUGAUAAAAUUGAAUGGCCUCUAGAUUGUGUUUCUCAGGAUGUUGCUCUUCAAUAUUUUGACCCUACCAUCACAGGCUCUUCUCUUCAUGUAGCCAGUCUGUCCCCUGUCCACAAGUUGUUGUUCUAUUUCGUCCAUCACAACCUCGUUCCACGACUUGAAGGUCGCUCCUCCCCAUCUAGAGCAGAGGUUGCCUACAUGUACCUUCUAGCGAAUAAGAUUCCAAUAAACCUUCCUGGCUUGAUGUUAGCACACCUAAGUUUUAUCAUAAGCACUUCGUCCCGGAAAAAUGGCAUCCCCUAUGCACCAUUCUUCACCAAAAUCUUCCAGUCCAAACAAAUCCCUCUAGAUGAUUUCCACCCUGAGGAAGAAAAUAAAAUCAUGGAUAAGCAGGGUCUUGGAAAUCUGGGUCUUCUUAUCAAAAACUCUAAAUUGCUUCCCAAAGAAUCUGCUCCUUUCUCAUCUGAGCAAAAACCAAGGCCCACGGACCUACUCCUGCUCCUUCCAGUGAUCCAAUGGUGGUUGUUCCUCCAAUUACUGACCACAUUAAUCUUCUAGAGCGCUCCCUCAAGCAACAACUCGACUCCCUCUCAGAAUCUAUUGCUACACUGGCACGAAAGGUUGACGCUCUGACAGAAUCACAAGCAAAUUUCAAGAAGGAAGUCUUGCAGCAUUUGGAAGAACCCGGCGUCGUUCACCGAGAGAUUGUUCCCUCCUCGGAUGAUGAGGAUGCUUGAAAACACUAUGUAGUACUUCUUGCUCACCAACUGCCUUGCUCGUCUUUGUUUUGUCAAUCUGGUAGUACUUCUAACUGGCUCUUAGGCACUGUUUUGAUUAUUCCUGUUUCCUUUUGGUUGAUGCCAAAAGGGGGAAAUAAUCAGGUGCCUUUAUUAUCUUCACUACUAUGUGACUUGAGUGUGCUGUGUAUGCUACUAUGAUUUCUUUUGCAGGAAAGGCACUUACGGUUUGUCAUCAACAAAAAGGGGGGAUUUGUUGAAUAUGUUGUUUUGUUGAUGACUAACCAUGCAAGAACAAAGGAUGAACCUGGUCUUUAAUAUAUGAUUACUCGUUGUGAAUAACCAUGCAGGUUGCCCAGUUGGAACUACUCUAUGCUAUUUGAGAUUCAUUUAUAUCUGCGUGCAUGCAUGACUACGCGACAUUAUUUAUGACUUACAUGAUUUGAAAAAUAAAAGUACUAAUGGAAUACAUUUAUGGAAAGGGUCCUUAAAUUAAUACAUCCACUUUUAAAGAAGGCAAUUGGUUUUAAAUAAUGAAUAAAGAACGUGACAUGAUGAAAGUGCUAUCAAAGGAAAGCUACUUUAGAAAUAUCACAUGAUUUGAAUAAAUUCAGAUUUCCUAAGUAUCAUUUACUGUCAUGGUCCGUUGGUCCUAUUAUGGAAAGAUAAUAUAUUAUUGCCUUGCCAAUUAUUCAUUGUCUUGUAAGACCAUGAGAGCUCGGUUGACUUGGAUAUAAGGAUGGAAGGUUUUUUAAAUUAUUUCAAGGCAAGAAUCACAUUAAUCCACUCAAGGAAAGAAGGCUCCAACGGAUCCACCUCAAGACAGACUAUAAAAAGCAAAGGAGAAGAAGAGAAGAAAUGUGCUUGAUCGAGAAAAUUACUAAGGAAAAUCACUCAAGAGAACGGAUCAAGUCUACAGUGCCUGAAACUGCUCACGAAGUUCUAGAUAGAGUUUUUCUACUUCCCUUCUUGUAAUUCGUGUUUGAGGCAAAGCUAAGUGUAGCUACCUCAGGUUGGGAACAGUGUGUGUGUGAGAGCUUUGUGAUAAAGCUGAGAGGCUCUCUACCCAAAAGGUAGAGAUGCAUAACUCUUCCUAGAGAGGAUAGAGUUGGGGAGGCUCAAGGGUAGAUUAGGAGAAUCACUCUUGUAAUCUUUCAAAGGCUUGAUUAGUGAAGUUGUUUAAAAUUCCUCCGAGGGAGGUCGGGGUUUUUUAAUCCCUUUUGAGC
Messenger RNA from Cuscuta epithymum, 2920 nucleotides. The record is from the annotation of a GenBank genome assembly. Lineage: Eukaryota; Viridiplantae; Streptophyta; Magnoliopsida; Solanales; Convolvulaceae.